This is a messenger RNA of Trypanosoma theileri, 963 nucleotides long. RefSeq lists its product as uncharacterized. Bases 1 to 963 code for a protein of 320 amino acids. Lineage: Eukaryota; Euglenozoa; Kinetoplastea; Trypanosomatida; Trypanosomatidae. The transcript has a single exon. The record is from RefSeq and is a predicted model, not a curated record.
AUGGAUGCUCAAGAGAUUAUUCGUGAAGAUAUUCGUCGAAUUCGGGGUGAAAUUGACCGUGUCUCCUGUGAACGGGAUGAAAGGGCCCUUUCUGAGGCUCGCGCUGCUGUGAGUUCUCUAAUGGAAGGACGCUACAAUGGAUCUUCCCUUUACUAUACUCUGUGUUGCGCCGUGCUUCCACUCGUUCUCUGUAUUGGCUUUCUCUUACUUUACGCAUCUGCAAAGAUGUUGAAUGAACGUUUGAAGCGAAGACAACUAUGGAGACACGUGUGUGAAGCCUCCGUCGUAAAGGCAGAACUUAAUGUACGUAAGUUAAGUCAUGCCUCACGGCGUGCAUCUCGUAGACGAGCAAUCUUCGUUGUGGUGAUAAAGUGUAUUGUGGCUACCUCCGUUCUCUUGAUGUUUGUGGGAUCACGACUUAUGAUGGAGUUGACAUUUCGUUCUUGGCUAAAAGGAUUAUUGUUAACACCUGUCUCCUUCACGGAUCCUGCCGCAGCCACUGCCGCUGAAUUCACCACAGACACAUGGCAACAACUCUAUCUUGAUAUCAUGUCACUUUUCAGUAUUGAUUGGUUCAAAGAUAUUCAAGGGUUAAUCAUUUUCUCAUCUAUUGGAUCAGGUCUAAUGGUACUUGGUCUGCGAUUACUGCACUCCGCCAGCAAUGAUGCCAUUGCCCUUAACACACGCUCUACUUCCUCAUUAUAUCUUAUGCAGAAGGUGGACGACAGAUACGCCGCAAAGGGACAGGAACUCAUGCAAAAGCAGAUUUCAGAAAUGGUGGCGAUGCUAUCCGAAUGCAUGCAUCCACAGGAAAAUGGGCAAGGCAUGAAUAACCACAAUGCGGUGGAUCAAGGAGAGGAAAAGGUGCAACAGAUUAAACCAAACAAGGAGGAGGAGGACGACGACGAGGAGAAGAAGAAGGAGGAGGAGGAGGAGGAGGAGGAGGAAAAGAAAAAAGAAUAA